Tripterygium wilfordii is the source of this 441-nucleotide messenger RNA. RefSeq names its product calcium-binding protein KRP1-like. Bases 19 to 360 code for a protein of 113 amino acids. Gene Ontology annotation, molecular function: calcium ion binding. NCBI's taxonomy places the organism in Eukaryota, Viridiplantae, Streptophyta, Magnoliopsida, Celastrales, Celastraceae. The record is from RefSeq and is a predicted model, not a curated record. The transcript has a single exon.
UUACAUAAUUGAUCAACAAUGGCAACCGAAAGUGGGGUUGUGUUUGAGGAUUUCUUUCCUACAAUGAUGGAGAAGUUAGGGGCAGAUGGGUUUAUGAAGGAGUUGUGCAAUGGGUUUCGUCUGUUGAUGGAUGAAGAGAAGGGAAUGAUAACGUUUGAGAGCUUGAAGAGGAAGUCAGGGUGGUUGGGUUUGAAGGACAUGAGUGAUGAGGAGGUAAUGUGUAUGAUUAGAGAAGGUGAUUUGGAUGGCGAUGGAAGUUUGGAUGAGAUGGAGUUUUGUACUCUUAUGUUUAGGUUGAGUCCUGCCUUGAUGAGAGACUCAGAUCAAUUGUUGGCUGAGGCCAUUGAUUUUCAAUUUUGAUGAAAUGUAGGUUAUGUUAUGAUCUAUAUAUGUUCUUGUUCCUCUCUAUUGAUUUGAUUUCAAUGUAAUUCAAUUUCUAUC